Molecule: messenger RNA, 1194 nt
Organism: Acanthosepion pharaonis
Lineage: Eukaryota; Metazoa; Mollusca; Cephalopoda; Sepiida; Sepiidae
Source: the annotation of a GenBank genome assembly
AUGUCCGCUUCCCUCCAUCCUGUCGCGUCGGUCCGCCUUGCUGGAUGGCAGCGAUUUCCGCGACUGCCCUCAGUUCGGCCGGGCGGGCGUUCGUCCCGGCGUCGCGUGCGCCCGUACCUCUGCCUUCGCCGGACCAGAUCAGGCGGGAUUACCAGACAAUGGUCGAUUUCGGCCCGCGGUUGGGAGGAGCAAGAACCAUCUCCGCUUCGUCGAUUGCUCGCGCGGGAGUUUCGCGCGGCCGGGCUCUCAACGGGCCCAUGCGAGCUAUGCCUAUACGCGCUGGGGAGCCCGUUGGGGCUCGACAUCCUCGAAACUGAUGACACGCGUAGCGUUCGCGACGUGGCCUAUUUCGUCCGUUCGAAGCCGACCGGAUCGGCAGGGGUCGAGGGGCUUGGUCUAUGGGACCUCCAAUCCGCAAGGGCCCGCGCACAUGCCGGACUUUGCCAAGGGAAGCAUCCUCGUUUCAACGCCCGCCUGCCUCAGAAGACGCUGCAUGACAUCGUCCGUCCGCACUUCAUUCAUUUGCGGAUGAACGCGAAGCGACGUACUCGACGUUCCCUAUCAUCGACUAUGGACGAUGCCGUCCUUCAGAUGGACGAAUUGGCGGCGCGGGGGGCCACUCUAUUCGUCGGCGAAGAUCAGGUGAUUGGUCGAUCGGCGGCGAAGGCCAGCGGACGGACGGCGCGUUUCACGCUCGACGCACAAUGGAUCGAUGGAGUCGUACGCAGAUCACCGCCGUGUUACAUCCGGCGAAACCGACGAGAUCGUAAUCGUCGACAGCCAUACGGACGUAGAGAAUUUCAUCGAGAGAAUGGUGCGAUCGCCAUGCUCCAGUUGGCGCGGCAUUUCGCGAGCUUGCCAGUCGGGCAGCGUCUUCGUCGAACCCUCGUGUUUGGGGCUUGGCCCGGUCACAUGAAGCAGAUCACUCCCGGAAGCACGGGAUGGGCGCGGGCGCACCCCGAACUGAUGCGGUGGGCGGCGGCGGGUAUUCACGAUCGAGCAUUUGGGCGAGUGAAUGGGCCGAUAUCCCGGGCAAGGGUCGAGGCUGCACCCGGCCGACCGACCCGCGUCUUUCACGAAAGCGGCAUCCUGAUGAUCGCCUGCAUCGCCGGCCCCAAUUAUCUUCUGGUGUGGCGCCGAACGGUCACAUGGACAAGCUCGACGCUGGGCUCGCAUCGCGCCAAACCGCGAUGA